Helianthus annuus (common sunflower) is the source of this 579-nucleotide messenger RNA. RefSeq lists its product as uncharacterized. Lineage: Eukaryota; Viridiplantae; Streptophyta; Magnoliopsida; Asterales; Asteraceae. The record is from RefSeq and is a predicted model, not a curated record. Bases 1 to 579 code for a protein of 192 amino acids. The transcript has a single exon.
AUGUACCUUCUUGUCUAUGUUGAUGAUCUCAUUCUAACGGGCAAUGAUCCUAACGCUCUCAAAUCCUUUAUCUCGUGUCUUCAUAAUGAAUUUGCUAUCAAAGAUCUGGGAGAACUCAACUACUUCCCUGGAUUGGAAGUUACCUACACUUCUAAUGGACUCUUUUUAAAUCAAUCAAAAUAUGCUUUAGAUAUUCUAUCCCGUGCCAAAAUGUUGGAUGCAAAACCUGCUCCAACACCUUUAAGCACGAAUGUCUCUUUUGUCUCUGCAAGUGAAUCUUUUUCAGAUACCACUUACUAUCGGUCCAUUGUAGGAGCACUUCAGUAUCUCAUGAUAACAAGACCUGACAUUUUGUAUGCUGUUAAUCAAGUCAGCCAAUUUUUACAUGCUCCAACUAUUGAUCAUUUCCAAGCAGUAAAACGCAUUCUUCGUUACAUAAAGGGCACUUUUGCGUAUGGGCUUCACUACAGUCAACCCGAGCAUACGUCUCUGCUGGGCUACUCUGAUGCGGACUUGGCUAGAUGCUUAGAAACUCGACGGUCCACCUAUGGCUAUUCUAUUUUUUGGGAGGCAAUCUAA